Molecule: messenger RNA, 1062 nt
Organism: Alternaria ventricosa
Lineage: Eukaryota; Fungi; Ascomycota; Dothideomycetes; Pleosporales; Pleosporaceae
Exons: 2
Coding region: 1-1062 (353 amino acids)
Biological process (GO): reductive iron assimilation; cellular response to iron ion starvation
Cellular component (GO): high-affinity iron permease complex
Molecular function (GO): ferroxidase activity; copper ion binding
Source: RefSeq, a predicted model, not a curated record
AUGGCACUCUCACUAUCGAGCCUCCUCCUUCCGCUCUCCCUACUACUAUCAGUCGCUACCUGCGCGACCGUCACAUAUGACUUCGACAUAGCAUGGACUUAUGCGAACCCCGAUGGGCAGGAAACGCGCCCGGUUAUUGGAAUCAACGGCCAAUGGCCUCUACCACCCAUCGUAGUCACCAAAGGCGAUCAGGUUAUCGUCAACGCAAAGAACUCUCUAGGAAAUGAGUCGACGAGUCUGCACUUUCAUGGCUUGUACAUGAACGGAACUACGCACAUGGAUGGUCCUGUUGCUGUCACACAAUGCGGGAUUCCCCCAGGUAGCUCGUUUACAUACAACUUCACCGUCGAUCAACCCGGCACAUAUUGGUACCACAGCCAUGAGCGCGGCCAAUACCCAGAUGGUCUUCGUGGCCCUCUCAUUGUGCAUGACCCCGAAGACCCAUUCAAAGAUCUCUACGACGAAGAAGUCGUCAUAACACUUUCUGAUUGGUACCACAAUCUCAUGCACAAUCUCUUGGGCGAAUUCAUCAACAUCGCCAAUCCUUCCGGCGCGGAGCCCGUACCUCAAGCCGCAUUGCUCAAUGACACUCAAAACUUGACUGUCGCCAUUCAACCAGGAAAGACGUACCUCUUCCGCUUGGUCAACAUGGGUGCCUUCGCUGCCCAGUACGUCUGGUUCGAGGAUCAUACCAUGCGCGUUGUCGAGGUCGAUGGCGUGUACACGGAACCCAUGGAGGCAGAUAUGAUCUACCUGACCGCAGCUCAGCGGUAUAGUGUUCUCGUCACUGCCAAGAACAACACCAAUUCCAACUUCGCCUUUGUAGGAAGCAUGGACCAAGACUUGUUCGAUGCUAUACCCGAUGGGCUGAAUCCCAAUGUCACGGGAUGGCUUGUCUACGAUGAUAAAAAGGAUAUGCCUGCCGCGAAGGAGAUAUCGGCAUUUGAGCCUUUUGAUGAUUUUACUUUGGUACCGCACGAUAAGGAAGAGCUGUUUGAUCAUGUUGAUCGUUCCAUCACGCUGGACUUGAAGAUGGACAAUCUCGACGAUGGGGCAAAUUAG